AUGCCCUCCAUUAAUGUGAUCAUCACUGAUCUCUUCCUAAUCCUAUUCUCUUCUAUAAUUUUACCUUCCACCUUGAUUUUCUGUCAAACGCCGCCUAAAUGCACGGGCCGUCAAGGCCAGUGGGAGCUUUUGCAUGCAUCGCUUGGCAUAUCUGCCAUGCACAUGCAACUCCUACACAACAACAAAGUCAUCAUGUUCGAUCGCACCGAUUUCGGACCGUCUAACCUCUCGCUCCCCAGCGGCCGUUGCCGGCGUGACACCUAUGACACUGCACUCAAGGUUGACUGCACCGCUCACUCUAUCCUGUACGAUAUUGAUACCAAUACUUUCCGAGCUCUCAUGGUGCAAACUGACACUUGGUGCUCUUCUGGGGCUGUUCUUCCCGACGGUACCCUCAUCCAAACAGGCGGCUACAACGAUGGCGACCAUGUUAUUCGCUCUUUCACCCCAUGCACGGACGAAAACUGUGAUUGGAUUGAGUUUCCACACUACUUGACUGAAAGGAGAUGGUAUGCAACUAAUCAAAUAUUGCCGGAUGGUCGAAUAAUCAUUGUUGGAGGGAGAAGACAAUUCAACUAUGAAUUUUACCCUCGACUCCAAGAAGAUUCUACUCCACCACCAGGAACUUUUCGGUUUAAUUUUCUAUUUGAAACAACGGACCAGCAUGAAAACAAUCUGUACCCAUUUUUGCACCUUUUGCCGAACGGAAACUUGUUCAUUUUCGCUAAUACACGAUCGGUAUUAUUCGACUACAAACAAAACCGUGUGGUGAAAGAGUUCCCUCAGAUCCCCGGCGGUGAUCCUCGUAACUAUCCGAGCUCGGGCUCGUCGGUCUUGCUUCCUUUGGACGAAAACGAAGGCAAUGUAGUUGAAAUCCUGCUUUGUGGGGGUGCACCGCGAGAUGGGUUCUCGCAUGUAUCGCGUAGGAGUUUCGCGCGUGCUCUUUCCAGCUGCGGCCGACUUAAUGUCAGCCAGGAAGACCCUAACUGGGUCAUGGAGGACAUGCCAAUGGCACGAGUGAUGAAUGACAUGCUGCUCCUUCCUACCGGGGACGUCCUUAUAAUCAACGGCGCAGAGCUUGGCACCGCUGGAUGGGAAAAUGGCGCCGACCCAGUGAAAGCGCCCAUUGUUUACCGCCCUUCCGAAGCCUCCAACUGGCGGUUCUCAGUGAUGAAAUCUUCGCAGAGACCAAGACUGUACCAUUCCUCGGCAGUUUUACUGCCCGACGGACGUGUUCUAGUCGGCGGUAGUAAUCCACACGUAUACUAUAACUUCACCGGAGUCGAGUUCCCGACUGAUCUAAGCCUGGAGGCAUUUUCGCCACCAUACUUGGCGGCAGAGUACACACCGGUGAGGCCGACAAUCCUGACUUCCCUAAACGAGGUUUUAGGCUACGGGGACUAUUUCUCGGUGAAGUUCACGGUGCCGCAUUAUUUGACGGAUAAGGUUUUGUCUGUAAGGAUUAUUGCUCCAUCCUUCACAACACAUUCGUUCUCAAUGAAUCAGAGAAUGGUGGUACUGAAGUUGAUGGAAGUUUGUCGCUUGACAUCCGAUACGUACGAUGUGAACAUGAUGGGGCCAUCAACGGCUGAGAUUGCGCCACCAGGUUACUACAUGUUGUUUGUGGUGCAUGCUGGGAUACCAAGCUCUGGUACGUGGGUGAAGGUGCAGUGA
Juglans microcarpa x Juglans regia is the source of this 1674-nucleotide messenger RNA. Its product is annotated as aldehyde oxidase GLOX. The transcript has a single exon. NCBI's taxonomy places the organism in Eukaryota, Viridiplantae, Streptophyta, Magnoliopsida, Fagales, Juglandaceae. The coding region runs from base 1 to 1674 and encodes 557 amino acids. The record is from RefSeq and is a predicted model, not a curated record.